This is a messenger RNA of Camellia sinensis, 366 nucleotides long. Lineage: Eukaryota; Viridiplantae; Streptophyta; Magnoliopsida; Ericales; Theaceae. The record is from RefSeq and is a predicted model, not a curated record.
AUGGAUUCUACAAUUUAUCAGUUGGAGAAAACUCACAUAGAAUUAAUGCAAUCACUUUUUUGCAGGGGAGAUGCUAAGCUUGAAACAUGUCGUAGUUCUAUCAAGUUGUCUACUAGUAAGCUCAUACAACUUUGUCCUAAUUACAUGGAGGCAAUUGCAUUGUAUGACUAUUGUAUGCUGCGAUACUCGAACAAGCCCAUAAUUGGCACUAUGUCAAUAUAUCCAAAUUACAAUAUCGUUAAUGCGGAUGAUGUGCCAGAUACGGAAUUAUUCAAUCUGGAGUUGAAGAUCUUGUUGGAUAACCUUCGAAAGCAAGCUGCUACAAGUAGCCCUCUUCGCAAGUUGGGAUUUGGAAAUACAAAUUGA